AUGUUUUUAUCCAAGGUCUUGUCAGCAACUGCAUCGCGAUCCACCACUGCAUUACGGUUCCAUUCCACUGCAACGGGUAGCACAUCACCGUUCCUGAAGGAUUUCAUUACUUCGGAAGACAAAGGACCUGUCGAAACCGCCAUCGAGUCCAAGUUGAUUGAAGCAUUGGACCCUUCGACACUCCACAUUGUCAAUGAAAGCCAUAUGCAUGCUCACCAUGCUGCUAUGAAAGGAAAUACCAACAAAGAAACCCAUUUCCGUAUCACGUUGAUCUCUGAAAAGUUUGCUGGCCAGACUUUGAUGCAACGCCAUCGAUCGGUUUACAAGCUACUCAAGGAUGAACUCGAACAAGGCGUGCAUGCUCUUACUUUAAGAACAAAGACACAAAGCGAGAUUGAAAAGAAAUAA
Molecule: messenger RNA, 408 nt
Organism: Lichtheimia ornata
Lineage: Eukaryota; Fungi; Mucoromycota; Mucoromycetes; Mucorales; Lichtheimiaceae
Exons: 4
Coding region: 1-408 (135 amino acids)
Source: RefSeq, a predicted model, not a curated record